AUGGCGAGCAAGGCUGUGAUGAAAUUUUCGCCAGCGACUAGAGCUCUUCUAGUUCAACUAGCUCAAGUGAGAACUGCUCAAACUGCAGCAGCUCCAGCAACACAAAAGCAAACAAAUUUAAAGAAAUUUGAGAUCUACAGAUGGAACCCGGAGAAACCUGGAGACAAGCCCAAGAUACAGACUUACAGUGUCGACCUUAAUGAGUGUGGCCCAAUGGUCUUGGAUGGGCUCAUCAAGAUUAAAAAUGAGAUUGACCAAACAUUGACGUUUAGAAGGUCAUGCCGCGAGGGCAUCUGUGGCUCUUGUGCCAUGAACAUCGAUGGGACAAACACUCUGGCUUGUUUGUACAAAAUCAAUGACAGCCCAAGCAAGCCUGUGAAGAUCUAUCCACUUCCCCACAUGUAUGUUGUCAAGGAUCUGGUCCCUGACAUGAACAACUUUUACGCCCAGUACAAGUCCAUCGAGCCGUACCUGAAGAAGAAAGAUGUCAAAGAUUCAGAUAUUGGCAAAACGUCUUAUCUGCAGUCAGUGGAGGACAGAGCCAAACUGGAUGGCCUGUACGAGUGUAUCCUGUGUGCCUGUUGCAGCACCUCCUGCCCCAGCUACUGGUGGAACUCUGACAAAUAUCUUGGCCCAGCUGUACUCAUGCAAGCGUAUAGGUGGAUGAUAGACUCCAGGGAUGACUUCACGGAGGAGCGCCUGGCGAUGAUGGAGGAUGGCUACUCUGUGUACAGGUGCCAUACAAUCAUGAACUGUACCAAGACCUGUCCUAAAGGUCUGAACCCUGGCCGAGCCAUCGGAGAGAUCAAGAAGUUGAUGAUGAGCUACAACAAGGAGAAAGUGGCUCAGAAAUAA
Messenger RNA from Candidula unifasciata, 855 nucleotides. The record is from the annotation of a GenBank genome assembly. Lineage: Eukaryota; Metazoa; Mollusca; Gastropoda; Stylommatophora; Geomitridae.